AUGAAGUCUACAUACUCUUAUUUUUCUGGGUAUCAUGUGUGUUUCACUUUCCUGCAAGUGAUAGCAUCAGCAGAGAAUCUGAUGGUGACUACUCCCACUAGACACUUGGUGGCUAGAGUAGGAGGCCAGGCUGAGCUCAGCUGCCAGGUGUCCCCACCACACAGUGUGGAGUAUAUGGAGGUGCGCUGGUUCAGGAGUGACAAUUCCAAACUUGUUUAUCAGUACAGAGGUGGCCACGGAGUCAAUGGAGAAGCUGCACCUGAAUACGUGAAUCGUACAGAGUUUGUGAAAGAGGCCAUUGGGAAGGGCAAAGUGGCCCUCAGAAUUCAAAAUAUCAGCAUUUCUGAUGAUGGACUUUACCAAUGUUCAUUUAAUGAUAGUGGCUUCAGCGAUGUGACCAGCAUGAACCUCAGUGUGGCAGCAUUUGGAUUGAAGAUGCAAAUCCAUGUUGAGAGUCCUGGUGAUGAUGAAUUCAUUGUGGUGUGCUUGUCAGAAGGGUGGUUCCCACAGCCCCGAUUGGAGUGGAGAGACAGCCAAGGGGAGGUAGUUCCAUAUUCUUCAAUAUCACACUCACAGGAUGGAGAUAGAUUUUUCCACAUGAAGAUGACUCUUAUCCUCAGAAACCAGUCUCAGGAAAGUAUCACAUGCUGUGUUCUUAACCCUCUAACUGGUGAAGAGAAGCAAACAAAUCUCAUCCUAGCAAGUGAGUACUCUGUCAUGAGGGAUUAA
Molecule: messenger RNA, 729 nt
Organism: Peromyscus eremicus (cactus mouse)
Lineage: Eukaryota; Metazoa; Chordata; Mammalia; Rodentia; Cricetidae
Product: selection and upkeep of intraepithelial T-cells protein 8-like
Exons: 3
Coding region: 1-729 (242 amino acids)
Biological process (GO): regulation of cytokine production; T cell receptor signaling pathway
Cellular component (GO): external side of plasma membrane
Molecular function (GO): signaling receptor binding
Source: RefSeq, a predicted model, not a curated record